Molecule: messenger RNA, 2304 nt
Organism: Suillus fuscotomentosus
Lineage: Eukaryota; Fungi; Basidiomycota; Agaricomycetes; Boletales; Suillaceae
Exons: 14
Coding region: 1-2304 (767 amino acids)
Molecular function (GO): protein binding
Source: RefSeq, a predicted model, not a curated record
AUGCUCAAAUUCAUCAACUAUGCGCCUCUCGGACAUGCCUUUGAGAGGUUGAAUUUAGAGGACGUGUUGGGCGUGUUGCGGCACGGAUGCGGUAGUGGGCGCGGCAGCAUUCCUACUCCCGAAGAGGAAGCAAAUGUGAUACUCCAGGCGGCCUGGCUUGACCUCCAACUUAGCUAUGAUCCGUCUGCAAUGGAUGUCGAUGUUGAUCUAGAGUGCCUUGGCAUACUCGAACAGCGAAUGUUCGAACUCUCGUUGGCCGCAGGUGCUGCAGGGAAUGAACAAUGGGGAAAAGACGCUGGCACGCACCAAGACCGUUGGAAUCCAUAUGAGGGUCUCCCCGAGCACUGGAAUCAUGGUGACCAAGAUCCGUAUGCACCAGAAUUUGAAGGAGAACUGGAUGUGCAUCGUUUUAAAGCCCAAACCGCGGCCACGGCCAAGGAAGUCCAUAUAUCAUAUGAUGAGGGUGCACACACCACUGAGAGCCCACUCAUUGAACUCGGGAGGAGCAUCUAUGGCAGUCGCGGUAUACUUGGUAAGAAGGAAUCUGAAGGAUGCGUUGGUGCGGGUCCUCCGCUGUCGAUAUGGACAGCGACGAGGAACUUCCAGGGCACAUCACGAAAAAAAAUCAAAAUCACCGCCAACAAUGGAUGGGAACACGUCUUUGCGAGAGGUGGAAUCAAAUCGCGUUUUACAAAAACUACCACCGUAGACGCGAGUCACGCGACAGAAUUCCUCAAGAACUAUCGUCCCCGAGCACGAAAACAGAGUCUCGAAGUACUUAUCUCCUUACCUUUGGAUAUCCUAUUCGAGAUCUUUGGGAGGCUACUUCCACUCGACUUACUUCAUCUCUCACGCACCACCAAGGCUCUGCGCUCUGUGCUGAUGCACCGCUCAUCUACCACCGUGUGGAUGGCUGCGCGCUCCAACGUAAAGGGAAUGCCUGCUUGUGCCGAUGACAUGUCAGAGCCUGCGCAUGCGAGCCUCGCGUUCGAUAUGCAUUGUCACAAUUGUCUCAGACCAAAUGUGCGCAAUAUUGACUGGAACCUCCGAGUCAGGUACUGCCAAAAAUGCUUUAAAGAACGUACAGAGAUUGUCGAUGAUAAGUUCAAAAAAACAUAUGGAUUGAAAUUGCACCAUUGCCUGUCAUUAAGCAUGACGCAGAACCACAGGGAAUCAUUGGUCGACGAGUUGUCGAAGCUCGGGCCAGAAGAAAGAUCUGUCCUUCGAGGUUUGAAGAGAGAUGCGGUGCUCGUUCGGAAGGAGCAUGCAGUUCUGUGCACAAAAUGGAUGGAAGGCGAACAACAGAGCAGAUGGAAGGAGCUCGAUCAUCUGAGAAGCUUGCGCCAUGACGCUAUUCUGGAGAAGCUGAUCGAACUUGGCUGGGAGGAAGAUGUCAACAAGCUUCCAGAUCGGCAUACUGCACGAAUCUACAAGUUGACCCAUUUCGAAGAUCUUCCACUUGUCAAGCAGCCAAAGCCCUUGACCGAUCACAUCUGGCAAAACAUCCAACACAAAAUGGUCGAAUUCAUGGGCCAAAUGCGCGAAUUCCGCAUUCUACAAGAAAGAAAGCAACAGAUCAGGGAGCGGCAAAGCCUCCUCGCUAUGAUAUACAUUCGCGAUAUCGUGGAGUUGCCUGCUCAUCUGACUGUCACCGCGGAAGAUUUUCAGCCUGUUCGCGAGGAGUUAUUCAAACUAGUCGACACCUGGAAGCGCUGCAAUGGUCAUGAUUUGCGGUCAGACUUGCUAUGGCGGCUUGAAAUCCACCCACCGUGCUGGCUUGACAGACUCUCUGUUCAAUGCGAGAGACUUGCUGUUGCUGUCUUUACGUGCACAGGGUGGCUCUGCGACGACAUUCCUGAGCCUAAUGACUUGCCUCGGUACAUGUACUUCCCAGAGUACCUUCACCAUAGAUGCAAUCGGAUCCGGCGACGAGCAUGGAAUGAACUCGACCCUGCUAACACGUUUGCAAUGGGCCAAGGGUAUCCGGGAAAUACUGUGCAACGAGAGUGGUCCAUGGACGACCUCGAAUUAGAUAAGAAGGCCUCCCAAACCGUGAGGAAGUUGGCAAAACUCGGCUGUUUUGCCAACAACACUACCUACCGCGUCACUACCGCACCCAUGAACUACUAUAUUCACUGUGAUACUACUAUAAUUCUUACACAAAAACAUGUACUAUGGGUGUGGCAUGGAUGUGGUAUGAUGCGGCAAAAUCCUAAGGCCCACCAGAAAGGCAAUCCAUGGAAACAUUUCAUCCUUCCCACUGACCGCUCAAAGUUAGAUUUGAUUCACGUUCUGUAUCAGUAA